GACACGCUGCUCGCUUUCCGGCGGUGUGGCAGUCCGGUUUCACAGCACACGGCUCGCCUUGCGGCAGCCAUGGCGGCGCGCUUCAGCGGGGUGCUGCAGCUGACGGAUCUGGACGAUUUCAUCGCCCCCUCGCAGGAAUGCAUCAAACCUGUCAAAGUGGACAAAAAGCCUGGAAAAGCAGCAGCCAAGAUCAGGAUUGAAGCUGAUGGAAGUUAUUUCCAGGUCAAUCAGGAUGGGGAAGCCCAGAAGCUGGAGAAAGCCAAAAUCUCCCUGAAUGAUUGCCUGGCCUGCAGUGGCUGCAUCACCUCAGCUGAGAGUGUCCUGGUGAGCCAGCAGAGCCACGGGGAGCUCUGCAAGGUGCUGGCCCAAAACAAGGCCGCUGCUGCCCACGAGCAGAAGCUGGUGGUGGUUUCUGUGUCCCCCCAGUCCAGAGCCUCCCUGGCUGCCAGGUGCAAGCUGGGUUUGCUGGAGACAGCCCAGAAGCUGACCACCUUCCUCAAGGGCCUCGGUGUGCACCACGUGUUUGACACGACCUUCUCCAGGAACUUCAGCCUCCUGGAGAGCCAGCAGGAGUUUGUGAGGCGCUUCCAGAGGCAAGCAGAGGACAAAAAGGCCCUGCCCAUGCUGGCCUCUGCCUGCCCAGGCUGGAUCUGCUAUGCAGAGAAAACCCACGGCAGCUUCAUCAUCCCCCACAUCAGCACCACCAAAUCCCCCCAGCAGGUCAUGGGCUCCCUGGUCAAGGGCUACUUUGCAGAGCAGCAGCACCUGCCCCCUGACAGGAUCUACCACGUCACUGUCAUGCCCUGCUAUGACAAAAAGCUGGAGGCCUCCAGGCCAGACUUCUUCAACCAGGAAUUCCAGACCAGGGAUGUGGAUUGUGUCAUCACCACAGGAGAAGUGCUGAAGCUGCUGGAGCAAGAAGGAGUGUCCCUGUCAGAUGUAGAUCCUUCUCCUCUGGACACCAUGCUCGGCAGGGCUGCAGAGGAGCUGAGCUCUCACCGUGGCGGGGGCUCAGGAGGGUUCCUGGAGCACAUCUUCAUCCACGCUGCCCGCGAGCUCUUCGGCAUCCACGGCGCCUCCAUCCACUACAGACCCCUCAAGAACAAGGACUUGCAGGAGGUGACCCUGGAGAGGGACGGGCAGGUCCUGCUGCACUUUGCGCUGGCCUAUGGCUUCAGGAACAUCCAGAACCUGGUGCAGAAGCUCAAGAGAGGGAAGUGCCCCUAUCACUACGUGGAGGUCAUGGCCUGUCCCUCAGGCUGUCUGAAUGGAGGAGGGCAGAUCAAACUGGAGGGGGAAUCCAGCAAGGAGGAGCUGCAGCAGGUGGAGAGGCUGUAUGGAUCCCUGAGGGCUGAGGAGCCGGAGCAGAACCAGGCAGUGAGGGAGCUCUAUGAGCGCUGGCUGGGGGGCUGGGGCUCAGCCAGGGCCCUGCAGGUGCUGCACACCCAGUACCACGCUGUGGAGAGAGCCAGCUCUGCCCUCAGCAUCAAAUGGUGAGAGCCUCAGUGCCUUCUGAGCUGCACUGCUGAGCCUCCAGGGACUCUGGGCAGCCCCUGCCUCUGGGGAAGGGCCUGGCACUGCUCACUGACCCCAAAUCUGCCUCUGGGGAAGGGCCUGGCACUGCUCAUUCACCCCAAAUCUGCCUCUGGAAAAGGGCCUGGCACUGCUCACU
Messenger RNA from Zonotrichia leucophrys gambelii, 1672 nucleotides. It is a transcript of the gene CIAO3, whose product is annotated as cytosolic iron-sulfur assembly component 3. The coding region runs from base 70 to 1497 and encodes 475 amino acids. Gene Ontology annotation, cellular component: cytosolic [4Fe-4S] assembly targeting complex. The record is from RefSeq and is a predicted model, not a curated record. Gene Ontology annotation, biological process: iron-sulfur cluster assembly. The transcript is spliced from 11 exons. Lineage: Eukaryota; Metazoa; Chordata; Aves; Passeriformes; Passerellidae.